AGUAUUUCAUUGUCAUUAAUGACCUUUGGACGUCAGAGGAGGCAUGGAAUGAAUUCAUGAGUACAUCUUUUCCAGAUGAUAGAAAUGGAAGCCGAGUUCUGAUAACUACUCGAAAUAAGAAAGUAGCUGAAUUUGCUAGCAGCUCAGACAUGUGGAUUUUCAGAACACGUAGUCUGAAUCCAGAAGAAAGCUGGAAAUUAUUAAGCAAAACUGCUACGUCUAAUGGAAAAUUAUGUAGUCCACCCCCUGAAUUUGAGAUAAUAGGGAGAUGCAUUGUUGAGAAAUGUAUGGGAAUACCACUAGUAAUUGUUUUGAUUGGUGGACUUCUGGCCACACUCAACAACUCACCAAGCCAGUGGCAGGAUAUUCUGUUCACCAUUUCAUCAUGCAAGGAUCGUUUUGAGAUACUGUUGUAUAACACAAUUGAAGUUUGCUACCAUUAUUUGCCUACUCACCUAAAAGCUUGUUUUCUUUAUUUCGGAGUUUUUCCUAAGAAUACCGAAAUUCAUGUGAAAAAGUUGAUAAAGUUAUGGGUAGCUGAAGGAUUUGUAAACCCAGAGAUGAACAAGAGUUUAGAAGAGAUAUCUAAAGAUUAUUUGUGUGAUCUUAUCAAUAGAAGGCUAGUUCAAAUUCACAAGAGGAGUUCGGAUAGAAAAAUCAAAUCAUGUAUGCUUCAUGAUAUAUUACAUAAAUUUUGCUUGAGAAAAGCAAUUGAGGAGGAGGAUAUUAUGAUGGUUAGUACAACGGAAUAUGAUAAGUUUCUUGAAGGGCGUCGUUGGGUAAGUCGUCAAUAUGGUUGUUGGUCAAUUGCUACAAGUUAUUUUACUAACUCUUCACUUAAAAUUCGUUCCCUUUUCUACUUUGAUGAUAAUUUAUAUCUUGCAAAGUGUUGGUCAUUCUCAUCUUUGAAGUUGUUAAGAGUAUUGGACUUAUCACUAAUAAAAUAUUGGCACGGCAUGCCUAGUGAGAUUGUGAAUUUGGUUCAUUUAAGAUAUUUAGCUUUAACAACUAUAGGUUAUGUUUGUAACUCUCAAUUGUUUAAGCUCCAAAGUUUGCAAACUCUCAUUCUCUCCGCGUGGACAAAAGAGUUUCAAUUGCAACUGCCAUGUGAUGUUUUGGAUUUGCCAUGGUUAAGGCAUGUGCGCUUUGACAAGGGAUCUUCAUCUUAUCUCCCAAACUUGGUUCAAGAAAACUUACAAACUCUUUCAUGGUUCAAAGUUACUGGACAGGACUCCAGAACAACCAACUUUACAAAAGUUCCAAACCUGAAGGAGUUGGGGAUCUACAUUGAAGGUGAAGUAUUGCCUAAUGCUCUUGAGAGCCUUGCUCAGUUACAUCAACUUGAGAAGUUAAAGGUUAAAAUGGGAAGGGUAGAGCGGUUUAAUCUCCCAAAUUGUUUUCCAUCAAACCUCAAGCAAUUGACCCUUAGUAACACGUAUCUUUCAUGGGAAGAUAUGGAGAUUAUUGGCAAUUUACCCAGCCUUGAUUUACUCAAAUUGAAAGAUUUUGCUUGUUGUGGCCCAGAGUGGACACCACGGGAUGGGGAGUUUCUACAACUAAAGUUCUUCCUUAUUGAGCGCUCUGAUCUCGAACAUUGGAAUGCAAAUGCAAACCAUUUCCCAGUUUUGGAGCAUCUAAUUCUAAGAUAUUGUUGGGACUUGUAAAAACUUCCAAAUGAUUUUAAGGAGGUUCAUACAUUGCGAUUAAUUGAGUUAGGCAAUUGUUGUUCUUCUCUUGUGACUUCAGCAAAGGCAAUCCAACAAGCGCAACAAGAUUUGGGAUAUGAAGGACUCGUUGUUCGUGAAGUAACUAAGAUUGAGCUGCCAACCAAUGAAAGCUC
Ipomoea nil (Japanese morning glory) is the source of this 1840-nucleotide messenger RNA. Its product is annotated as putative late blight resistance protein homolog R1A-10. The transcript is spliced from 2 exons. The record is from RefSeq and is a predicted model, not a curated record. Gene Ontology annotation, molecular function: ADP binding. Gene Ontology annotation, biological process: defense response to other organism. The coding region runs from base 57 to 1664 and encodes 535 amino acids. NCBI's taxonomy places the organism in Eukaryota, Viridiplantae, Streptophyta, Magnoliopsida, Solanales, Convolvulaceae.